CGCUCGACAAGUACGGAGAUCGUCGCACUUCCGACCAAAAUCUCCAGGUCCGAGUCACCUCGCACCCACUAGCUUGGCCGCGCGCUCCAGCUGCUCGGCGAAAUGCCGCUGGAGCACUUUGACCUCAAGAUUGCGUCCCGGACACUGGUUCAGGCCUCGCACCCGCCGCCGGACUUCCCCGCCGUCCACGCCGUCUCCAACCUCGACCUCGUCCUGGGGCCGUUCCCCAUCUGGCUCGUCUGCAUCUAUGGCCCCCCGCCGUGCGGCCUCGACGCCGUGCUCUCCGCCGUCCGCGCCGCCCUGCCGGCCUACCUCUCCCGCUUCUCCCCCUUCGCGGGCCGCGUCGUCCGCGACCCGGCGACCAACAUCCCCCAGGUCGCCUGCAGCAACGCCGGGGCCGAGCUCGUCGUCGCCGACGCCGCGGUGCCCCUCGCCGCCGUCGACUUCGCGCGCGUCGACCGGUCGCUGGGCCUCAUCCAGAUCCCCUUCGACGCGGGCCUCCCCAUGUCAAUCCAGCUGGUCCGGUUCGCGUGCGGGGGCUUCUCGCUGACCGUCGCCACCAACCACCUCCUCGCCGACGGCAGGGCGUUCAUCCUCCUGCUCAACAGCCUCGCGGAGAUGGUCCGCACCGGCGGCGGCGGCCUCUCCCGCGAGCCUCGCAUCGACCGGUCCCUGCUCGCCCCGCGCUCGCCGCCGCGGUAUAGCCCGGCGCUGGACGCCGAGUUCGCGCGGUUCACGCCGGAGACCAUGAUCAACCCCCUCCUGGCCGCGGCCAUCGAGCGGCGCCUGUACCGCAUCGACGCGGCGGACCUCGUGGAGCUCCAGCAGGCGGCCUCGGCCGGCGGCCGCCGCCGCACCUCCCGCUUCGUGGCGCUGUGCGCGCACGUCUGGAAACUCCUGGCGCGCGCCGUCGGCGAGUCCGACCCCUGCUGCCGGAUGGCGUGGAUCGUUGACGGCCGGAAGUGCGUCGAGCCGUCGGACGGCGCGCUGGACAUGUACGUGGGGAACGUGGUCACCUACACGUCCCGGGAGGCGAGCGUGGCGGACCUGCUGCGCGCGCCGCUGCACGACGUGGCCGGUGCCGUGCGCGCGGCCAUCGCGGCGGUGAUGACCAGGGAUAGGUUCCAGGAGCUGGUGGACUGGGUGGAGGAGAACAAGGCGGCGUACAAGGACGGCGGGAAGUGGACGGAGGCGGUGAACCUCGGCCUCGGCAGCCCGGCGCUGGUCAUCUCGGGGCUGCUGCCGUUCACCAUCGACGGGGAUUUGGGAUUCGGGAAGCCGAGGCUGGUCGUACCGUGGCUUCGGCAUGGCCGGCUGGGGUCGGCCUCUGUCACGGUCGUGCCCUGCCCGACUGGGGAUGGUUCCUGGUUCGUCGGCGGAACCAGGCUCUGGCCGCGGCUGGUGGAGGUGAUCGAAGCCGGUCCGGAGAGCUUGCUGAAGCCGGUGACGGCGGCGAGCCUCGGGUUUGAGGUGUCGAAUGGCACGCACGGUUCUCGUUUGUGAGCUGGCAACGAACAGUGUUGCUCACUUGAGCUGUUCUUAUGGCAAUAGAGAUGAACUGAUUAAAACUUA
Messenger RNA from Lolium rigidum, 1572 nucleotides. Its product is annotated as coniferyl alcohol acyltransferase-like. NCBI's taxonomy places the organism in Eukaryota, Viridiplantae, Streptophyta, Magnoliopsida, Poales, Poaceae. The record is from RefSeq and is a predicted model, not a curated record. Bases 103 to 1503 code for a protein of 466 amino acids. Gene Ontology annotation, molecular function: acyltransferase activity, transferring groups other than amino-acyl groups. The transcript has a single exon.